Sinocyclocheilus anshuiensis is the source of this 2922-nucleotide messenger RNA. Its product is annotated as myb-like protein AA. Gene Ontology annotation, cellular component: membrane. Bases 128 to 2206 code for a protein of 692 amino acids. The record is from RefSeq and is a predicted model, not a curated record. NCBI's taxonomy places the organism in Eukaryota, Metazoa, Chordata, Actinopteri, Cypriniformes, Cyprinidae. The transcript has 8 exons.
GCCCUUUUUUUAUUUACUUUCUUUUCUCACUACCUCGAGACACUGUGGCAACUUUUUAAUGUUCAGUUGUUCUGGGUUUUAGCCUUGACUGGUCGCCAUAGCACCCCACACACACUCUCGAGGGAAGAUGGCAGUUAUUAAGUUUCUGGUUUACAUUACAUGUUCCUGUUUGGCUCAAGAUUUAGUUUUUUGUGAUGACUAUGGCGAAAGUGGAAACGAGAUCACACUUACUCCAAGCAUCCGUGGAAAGCCUGAAGAUAUACUGUGGAUACAUAAUAACAACAAGGUUCUGGAGUAUGACGGGAGUCAGGUGUUGAAAUAUGGAUCAUUUAAAGAUCGUGUAGAUGUUGAUUUUGAAACAGGACAGCUCAAGAUAAGAAAACUAUGCAGCCAAGACAGUGGCCAAUAUCAGUCUGAAAUUUCAAUCAAUGGGAAGGUUCAAACCUCCAGUCAUACUUUGUCAGUUUUGGAUGCUCUGCCAGACCCUCAGGUAACCUGUGAACUGAAUGAGACUUCAAAUUUGAAAAAACUGUCCUGUUCAGUGGAAUCCCAGACUCAGACAAGCUAUGAAUGGAGUGGACCUAAUAAAAAACAGUUGGGACCAACACUUCUUGUUGAUGAACAGGAGGAAAACCGUGACUCAGUCUAUACCUGCACUGUGAAGAAUAAAGCUGGAAGCAGGACCACAGACUUUACUCUGCAAGACUGCCCCACAGGCGGAGUAAGCCCUCCUGUGCUUUUUCCAGUCUUAAUAGUAGCAGUGCUUCUCAUUAUUGUGUUCGCUGUGCUGGCAUUAUUCCUCUACAGACGUAAAAAACAACAGUCAAGGAAGUCUGAACUCAAAAAAAUGGAUCCUGAAAAUGGUGAAUGUGAUAACCUGUUGAGAAAUGUCCCAACGGAGGCUAUGCCAGGUUCAUCUGAUGCCACACUCCCUUGUCGCAUCAGACUUACAGCUCCAAAAGAAUCUAUUGCUGAUAAAAAUUGGGAUCAGGACAGUGGAUUGGAGAAUGUGGGAGAAACUCAUGAAGGACAAAAACUUUUGAAGGAAAGUCCACAGUCUGCUAUAACAGAAAAAAACAACGAGGAGUCAAGAAAUACAAAUGAAGGAGAACUAGACAAAAAUGAGAAAAACAGCGAAAAUGCCGAUGAAGCAGAAGAAAACGGUAACAGCAAACCUGAUGAAACGGACAGAGAGAGACAUAAAUUCUUACAAAUCCAAGAAGAAAUGGAGAAAGAGAAAAGUCAGAUAGAGUCACCUGAGGAGCAGAUUCAGACACAAGAUGCAGAUAAAAAUGAGGAAGACCAGACACCUGGAGAGAAAAAAGAGGAGGAAGAGGAAGAAAAAGUGAUAGACAGACUGAACGCAGAUUCACCAGCUAACCUGGAGAAGGCACCCAUAAACAUCAGUGUCCCAUCUUCAAAUCAGACUGGCCUAAGUAAUUACACAGACCAAGAUAUAAACAUGGAGGAAGAAAGCAAAUUUCCUGGAGUGGAGCAGAAGGAGAAAGAAAAGGUUUUAACAAAUGAGGAACUGAAAGGUGGUCAGGAACAAAUGCCAGAAGAAAACAAACAUGACCCUGAGCUAUCUGAGCCUAAACAGGGCAAACAAACUGAUCCAGACAGUACAAUACAGUACAACAGUGUCUCACAGCAGCAGUGCCACAAUGAUGGGUUGCCUCAAAAGGAAGAUGAUGAUGCUGAACAGACAGACAAGAGCUGUGAGUCAGAACAAGGCAUGAAGCAGAAAAAUGAUGUUCCAGAAACUACAGAGACAAAAAAUAACAAACAUUUAAAAGAUUGUGAUGAAAAGAACAGUGAUCCAGACAACACAAACAAUGACAUGUCGGUGCCAGAGGACAAGAAAGCAGAAACAGAGACCGACAGCUUCUCAAAACAUGCAAUGAAAGACACUCAUAGUUCAGAAAUCAGGGAACAGGAUUUGAACAAACAGUGCAGUACAGAAUGUGAUGAUACUGUUUAUAGUGAGGGAGGCGAAAUGGGCUCAGUUUUAUCAGCUGUGAAAGAGGAACAGAAAAACAUUUGUCAACUAGAGCCACGUGAAGGUAGUAGUGUCAAUUGUGAGACAGAAAACACUCGAGGGUCAUCAAAAAUAACAGAAGAUGGUGAAGGAAAUAAUGACGACACCCCACAGCAGGUUAAAAAGGAUGGUGAGCGUGUGCUUGAAGAAGGUGUGGAGGAGAAGUAAUAGGCAAAUACUAGCAUAAAAACUGGGGUUGUCAAUUUAUUAAUGUAGAACAAUUAAUUUUGUACAGUUUAUUUUAUAUAAUGAAUUGUACCACGUUUUUUUUUUGUUUUGUUUUUUUGCAUGCGUGUAAACAUACAAACACGUAUGUCAAAGACUUUCCAUGAAAUAUCAUUAAAGCUGUCAGUCUGCAUAUGUACACAAAACAGCUAUUAGAAAUAGGGCAGAUGAAAUACAGAAACACCUCCUGUGUGAAUGAAUGGCCACUAAGUCUACUUCAGACAGAUGGACAAACUCAAUUGGACAAUGGAUUGGUGUGGACUGUUGGCCAGUGAAAGAAUUCAGAGGACAUAAUAUAUUGACUUCAACUGUCACUUUUAGUCUGUUCAGCAUAUCAGUCAUCUGCCACAACAGUGUGCCUAUGUAGGCACUAGACAGCUAGGCAGCUCACUAAGACACGAAAACUGGAAGCCCAACAAAAAGAAGAGAAGGAGGGGAUGGUGGAGAAAUGAUGAAGACACCUAGUGUAAAAAUAUUGUGGCAUCCCCUUAACCUGAUGAAAUUGCUCUAAUUCAGAACCAGUGCAUAGGGCAGGUGGGAGGGUAGAGGUAAAGAAUGUGCCAGUAUGUGUCACUUUGCUGCAUAGAAUAUGGAAUAAUAAUGUCUUAGUUCAUUCAAUCCAGAAUCAAUUAUCUUUUUGUAAACUUUUAAAUUUUUUA